Cucurbitaria berberidis CBS 394.84 is the source of this 742-nucleotide messenger RNA. RefSeq lists its product as uncharacterized. The record is from RefSeq and is a predicted model, not a curated record. Bases 61 to 375 code for a protein of 104 amino acids. The transcript is spliced from 2 exons. Lineage: Eukaryota; Fungi; Ascomycota; Dothideomycetes; Pleosporales; Cucurbitariaceae.
CAUCACCCCUUGAACAAUCCCUCGUCAAUUCCAACACACAAAUCCCACACAUCCAUCACAAUGUUCCGCCAACAACUCCUCCGCCAGGUUCGCCUCUUCAGCACCACCCCAAUUGCGCGAAAGAGCCCAGUAGAGACCGUCAAGGACGCCGCCAAGGUUGUUGACAGGACCAUCUCAGAUGUUGCCGUAAAGGGCAUUGAGAAGGGCGAGCAAGCCGCCGCCGCCGUUAAGGAAGCAGUCCCCGAGACCAAGGGACAGGCUAAGGGACAAGCCAACGAGGUUGCCGGACAGGCAAAGGGCAAGGCCAACGAGCUCGCUGGCGAGGCCAAGGGCAAGGCACAUGAGCUCAAGGGCGAGGCCAAUGCGAAGUUGUAAAGGCGUAAUGAUACAAAGCUUGGGUUCGAGGAGGAUUUGGAAUGAGCUUUACUCAAAUCGAGUACUCGACCGAGGAGGGAAGAAAUCAUAUUCGCAUGCCGGAUAAAUGAAUGUACCCUUACUGUUCGCUGUAAUAAGUACGAGCUAUAAUGACGAGGAUCUUGACUGUGGCUGAAGUGAGACGUGUCUGUUAAUGGUAAUGUACAUGUAGCUGUAGAGGAAAUCAGCUAAGCCGCACCUGGAGAUAGGGAUUUAGAGCGAGAAGGCCCAUGUAGGGUCUAUACAGCAGCUGGGCCGAUAUGACAGGCGAAGAGAAGAGAAGAGAAGGAGAAGGACAUCUUCCGAGAUGAGAAUGUGCACCUUCCAC